UUUUGGUUUUUAUUUUUGUUGUAUUUUUACUAAGCUUAAGUCUCGGAAGUCUCAAAGAGGAGGAGAUGAUGAUUUUGAAAGAUUUUUUUAGUGUGUUGUUUCGAAAAAGUAAAAAUGCAGAGCAGUGCUAUCAUUUAUUUGACGAAGUUCGAGGCGUUCGCAGUUGGCAGCUGCAUUAAAGUCACACUUUUGUUUUGUCUCAAUAUAGUUCUGUUCGUUCGUUCGCUAGACUUACUCGAUCUGUUUGAUUUUUUUUGUAAAAUAAACUAAAGUGAUUAAUUAAUUAUUUUGGAAGUGAUUAUAUUUUAGUUUGUUUUAAAAGAUGAUUUUCAACCUAUACACCUUGUUUCUAUUGAUAACAUCUGCGGCAGUCAGUUUAGCUGGCACUUAUUUGAAUAGAAAUGAUCUCCCACUCUCCUCAAAAGUGAUAUUCCAAAGUCCGAUGAUGGAAAACGUCUACAAGGACAUCGUCCUAUCAUCGAAACCCAUCAAUUUGAAGAAAUAUGCAACAGCUAAACCAAAAAACUCACCUAAAGACUCAAAAAUCUACUACAUUCCAAUUGGACCGAUGCCUUAUCACUUUGCACCAGUUGUUAAUGGCAAUCAACAGCCACUGUUACCGCCAACAAAUCCAAUCCUAAAUGGACCAAAUGUUCCGCCAAAUUUCCUGCAAGCUUUUCUGCAAAGCUUCCAACAAAACCCGCCUCAAAAUUACCAACAAAAUCGUCCACAAAUCAAUUAUCACCCACAGCCAAAUUAUAUCCCAUCAGCAGCAGCUAAUAUCUCACCGAACAAGGGACAAAUACCUCCUCAGAAUGUUCAGCUUGUGAAUACUGUUAUUGCACCAAGUUCACAUCAUCAAGCCCCAGCAACACCAUCAUCAGCAAUGGACUUAGCUAAUACAAAUAUGAUCCGGCUUAAUGGACACACCUAUUAUUUCAAUGGACGACCUUAUAGAUUGAAAGCAUAUCGGGCAGCACCAAAGUUAAAUGUUGAUAAAUAUAAUUUAAAUUCUCAUUUAUUUUUUAAUAAAAAUAUUAUCUAUUAAGUUUAA
Eupeodes corollae is the source of this 1054-nucleotide messenger RNA. RefSeq lists its product as uncharacterized. The record is from RefSeq and is a predicted model, not a curated record. Bases 323 to 1048 code for a protein of 241 amino acids. Lineage: Eukaryota; Metazoa; Arthropoda; Insecta; Diptera; Syrphidae. The transcript has 2 exons.